Messenger RNA from Ailuropoda melanoleuca (giant panda), 1100 nucleotides. RefSeq names its product phosphoglycerate kinase 1. The record is from RefSeq and is a predicted model, not a curated record. Lineage: Eukaryota; Metazoa; Chordata; Mammalia; Carnivora; Ursidae. Gene Ontology annotation, molecular function: ADP binding; phosphoglycerate kinase activity; ATP binding. The annotation marks the transcript as partial. Gene Ontology annotation, biological process: gluconeogenesis; glycolytic process. Gene Ontology annotation, cellular component: cytosol. The transcript has a single exon.
AGUCGGCUCCCUCGUUGACCGAAUCACCGACCUCUCUCCCCAGCUGUAUUUCCAAAAUGUCGCUUUCUAACAAGCUGACGCUGGACAAGCUGGACGUUAAAGGGAAGCGGGUCGUUAUGAGAGUCGACUUCAAUGUUCCUAUGAAGAACAACCAGAUAACAAACAACCAGAGGAUUAAGGCUGCUGUCCCAAGCAUCAAAUUCUGCUUGGACAAUGGAGCCAAGUCGGUAGUCCUUAUGAGCCACCUAGGCCGGCCUGAUGGUGUGCCCAUGCCUGACAAGUACUCCUUAGAGCCAGUUGCUGUAGAACUCAAAUCUCUGCUGGGCAAGGAUGUUCUGUUCUUGAAGGACUGUGUAGGCCCAGAAGUGGAGAAAGCCUGUGCCAACCCAGCUGCUGGGUCUGUCAUCCUGCUGGAGAACCUCCGCUUUCAUGUGGAGGAAGAAGGGAAGGGAAAAGAUGCUUCUGGGAACAAGGUUAAAGCCGAGCCAGCCAAAAUAGAAGCUUUCCGAGCUUCACUUUCCAAGCUAGGGGAUGUCUAUGUCAAUGAUGCUUUUGGCACUGCUCACAGAGCCCACAGCUCCAUGGUAGGAGUCAAUCUGCCACAGAAGGCUGGUGGGUUUUUGAUGAAGAAGGAGCUGAACUACUUUGCAAAGGCCUUGGAGAGCCCAGAGCGACCCUUCCUGGCCAUCCUGGGCGGAGCUAAAGUUGCAGACAAGAUCCAGCUCAUCAAUAAUAUGCUGGACAAAGUCAAUGAGAUGAUUAUUGGUGGUGGAAUGGCUUUUACCUUCCUUAAGGUGCUCAACAACAUGGAGAUUGGCACUUCUCUGUUUGAUGAAGAGGGAGCCAAGAUUGUCAAAGACCUAAUGUCCAAAGCUGAGAAGAAUGGUGUGAAGAUUACCUUGCCUGUUGACUUUGUCACUGCUGACAAGUUUGAUGAGAAUGCCAAGACUGGCCAAGCCACUGUGGCUUCUGGCAUACCUGCUGGCUGGAUGGGCUUGGACUGUGGUCCUGAAAGCAGCAAGAAGUAUGCUGAGGCUGUCACUCGGGCUAAGCAGAUUGUGUGGAAUGGUCCUGUGGGGGUAUUUGAAUGGGAAGCUUUU